This is a messenger RNA of Branchiostoma belcheri (Belcher's lancelet), 1560 nucleotides long. Its product is annotated as tafazzin-like. The record is from RefSeq and is a predicted model, not a curated record. Gene Ontology annotation, biological process: inner mitochondrial membrane organization; cardiolipin acyl-chain remodeling. The coding region runs from base 137 to 922 and encodes 261 amino acids. Gene Ontology annotation, molecular function: 1-acylglycerophosphocholine O-acyltransferase activity. Gene Ontology annotation, cellular component: mitochondrial membrane. Lineage: Eukaryota; Metazoa; Chordata; Leptocardii; Amphioxiformes; Branchiostomatidae. The transcript is spliced from 10 exons.
CGCCGUAACACUGCUACACACUGUGCUGUUCGGAUCGUAAUUUCUGAAAGUUUAUAUAACAAGUUAUGAUUUAUACUGAAGCAAAAAUAUCAAGAAGAAGGAAUCCAGGAGCUGUAGACACUGCACCGGCCUGGUCAUGUCGUCAGAAGUGAAGUGGCCGUUCCCUGCGCGGCCCGGCAGGCUGUGGAACACCGCCAGCACACUCACACUGGCGGCGGUCGGCGGCUUCAGCAAGUUAAUGAUGAGAGUACUGAACGAUGUCCACGUGUACAACUUUGCUGUCCUGACAGAAGCAGUGGAGAGACGCCACCCUGCACAGCCACUCAUCACUGUCAGUAACCACGCAUGUUGUAUGGAUGAUCCGCUGAUAUGGGGCAUCCUGAAAUGGAGGUAUCUAUGUAGCAGGAAGCAGGUCAGAUGGACUCUUGCAGCUGAAGAUAUCUGCUUCACUAAUAGACUUCAUGCCAUGUUCUUCUGUCUUGGUCAGACCAUACCUGUACAGAGAGGGGCAGGUGUGUACCAGAGAGGAGUAGAUUUUAUGGUGGAACAGCUGAACAAGGGAAGAUGGGUACACAUGUUUCCAGAGGGGAAGGUGAAUAUGACGCAGGAGAUGAUAAGACUGAAGUGGGGUGUGGGCAGGCUAAUUGAAGAAUGUCAGCAAACACCCAUCGUCAUACCUAUUUGGCAUGUUGGUAUGGAUUCUGUCUUACCAAAUGUGAAGCCUUAUAUCCCCAGGGCUGGAAAGAGGGUGACAGUGUUGGUAGGUCAGCCAUUCCAGCUCCACAGUAUUCUUACACAACUCAGGAAGGACCAAAAAUCACCUAUGGAGAAACGUAAGGUCCUGACUGACCACAUUCAGGACCAGUUUGUGAGGUUGAAGGCUGAGACGGAGACUCUACAUUACCAGACUGUAGACAGCUGAUGAUGGCUUGUAAAGGACUAUAUGUAACUAUUACACCUGCCAAUGUUUGAGAGGAACUUCAAAAUCACACAGGAGCUGUUUAUCAAGCUGUGAAACUACUGCCCAUAUCAUCUGCUUGUGAAAAUACAUGUAUGUCAUGGAACUGUACAAUGUGUUUUAUGUAUUAACAAUUAUAUGUCAAAACAGAACAUCCUGGAAAAGGCUGUCUACAGCCACCAUGUAUCAGCAUCUGAUGAUGGCAAAUAAUCACAUGUAUAUGAACAUACACAAGAGUACUGGUAGGACUUCUAAUACUAAUCCAAAACAUGGGUUCUGGAACUCCUUUGUGAUGUUGAUUACAUGUCAUAUGAAUAUUCAUUGAAUAUACUUGGACUUUGUUGGGGGACACAGGGUGACUUCCAGCCAGAAGACAUUGCUGACCUGGUGACAGAUCGUCACUUGUGGAAAACAACCAGUGGUCGACCGCACUGCACCCGGACAAUGAUGAUGAUACUGAAAUAGAACGGUCGAAUUUUAAGAAAAAUGUUUUUUUUUAAUUCAUAGUUUGAUUUAUAGUUUGGGGAUGUUACACCUGUAUUUCUUUUGUGUAUUUGGAAUUUUAAAAUAUUCUUUGAUCAAUAAAUACCGUCAGUCUAGUA